This is a messenger RNA of Talpa occidentalis (Iberian mole), 1231 nucleotides long. RefSeq lists its product as uncharacterized. The record is from RefSeq and is a predicted model, not a curated record. The transcript is spliced from 6 exons. The coding region runs from base 596 to 1198 and encodes 200 amino acids. NCBI's taxonomy places the organism in Eukaryota, Metazoa, Chordata, Mammalia, Eulipotyphla, Talpidae.
AUGAACCUCACAUCUUGGCCUGGAAUCCUGAGUGCUCAUCCUACAACUUCAAACCAGGGGAAAUCAGCCACACUGGAAAUACUGUGCCAAGUCUGACAGGGAUCUGAGAUAGAAACUCCACUUUCCUGUUGGACACGGACAAUGUCUGAGGAAAACAGAGUGAUUUCCUAAAGGGAAGAAGGAAUCCUGGUGAGCACUCAUCCAGUGUUAUUUUCCCACCUGGCAUUAAGAGAGGCCGUGUACAUAAUUAAGCUCCACAGACCAGCUAGGCCCUGAGGGAGAGUGGUUACAUCAGCAUAGUUCUUGAGCUGUACUGAGGAAAGCUUCAUCGUCCAAAACUGAGGAAAUGUCCAGAUUAACACAGGUAAAAAGUCAAGCUGCUUCUUACCCUCUUAUGCAAAUGAACACCGAGGAGACAAAGUAAACAAAGCAAAAUGCUCCUGCCUUAGCUUUCCUGCUGGAUGCCACUCUUUAUCGUGGACCCAGAGCAGAACCCAGCACAAGUUCUAAAUAAUCCUCCACCAGCACCAAAUUUGAUAGCUCUGCCCCAAGCAAGAGAGAAGCUGCCAAGAACUACUCCCACAUUUGGGGACAGAUGCCAAUAGUAAGGUUUACCGUGGCCACUCCUGCAACAGGCACAGCCACUGAGGCAGGUUCAUCACAGCAGGUUCAUCUCUCCUCCAUGAACUGGCAGAAGGCUGUUGUGUCUCCGGAGCACCUUCCCCUCUGCCAUGGUGGAUGUGACAAGAUCAGCUGGCUUCCAGAUGGCAAGGUGUUCAGCAACGUUCAAAGGGAGAAGAUCAUCUCCAAGUUUCUUAAAGAGAGCGUUCUAAAGAGAGUGUUCCGUGCCAAGCAGGCGCCCAGCUACCAGAAAGAGGAGUCCAGCCACAGCUUUCCUGGCACCAGAAAGAAGGCCGAGCCGGACGCGGCGCCCGCCAAGCCGCACGCGGAGGCGCCGGGGCCUCGGGGCGCCCUCGGGGACGACGCCGGGGACGACACGUGGGCCACGGGGAUUUUAAGGGAACACAGGACCAGCUACAGCAAAAUGGGGAGAAGAAACGGGGAGACCGGUGGCACCAACCUGCGGGCCUCAGACAUCUCUCAUGAGAAUUUACCUCACUGGAGCCUGGAUUCAGAAGGACCUGUGUCUGAAAAUAAAAACCACCUCCCUGGAAGGGAGAGUGCAGCAGGUGAAUAGUAAACAAGGGUCAUUUCAGUUAUGGGGUUAUCC